GGUCCUGGCUGGGUCUCUGUGAAUAAAACGAUGUGGAUUUUGGUUCUUCUGAUCGGUUUCCUACCUGGUGCAUUGAGGGCAGAGAAAUAUGUAAACGGAGUUGUGGGAAGAGCGAUCACAAUCGAUUGUCGCUAUGAUGCAACGUACCGCUCACACACAAAGUAUUGGUGCCAUGGAUGGAGUCACAAAUGUUCAGUUUUAGUGGAAACAAAAGGGCAACACGGACGGAGUGGACGAGUGUCAAUCACAGAUUACCCGGAAUGGGGAAUAUUUACUGUUACUACGGAGAAUCUUCGCUCUGGAGAUACAGGAUGGUACAGCUGUGGAAUUAAAACAACAGGUCUUGAUCCGAUGUUUAAUGUAUAUUUACAAGUAUCUGAGGUUUCAGGUGCUUUAUGGGCAGAAGUUAAAGUAAGAGGAGUUGUGGGAAGAGCAGUCAAAAUCGAUUGUCACUAUGCAUUAAUGUACCGUUCAUACCCAAAGUAUUUGUGCCGCAUCCGGGAUCCCCAAUGCACAUCGGUAUUGUAUACAAAUGGGCAAAAGUCUGGAAGAAUGACAAUCCGAGAUAACACAUCCCAGGGAAUAUUUACUGUUACUAUGGAGAAUCUUGUCGCUGAAGAUGUAGGACUUUACAGAUGUGGAAUUGCAACAUCUGGCUAUCAACCAGUGUUUGACGUGUAUCUACAAGUAACUGAUGAACGCCCGUCUGUUCCUUUGCUUCGAUUUUCAUCACCAACAAGUGGCUUAAGUUGUGUGGACUCCAUGUCAGUGUCCUGCGAGUCUGUCCAUGAAUCCCUUCCCAUUCAGUACUCAUGGUAUGAAAAGACGCCAUCUGGGGAUUCAAAGAUCUCUGACACCAACAAACUGGAUCUACAUUGUCAAUCCUUACAAUACAAAAAAUAUCUGUAUUAUUGCAAAGCCUCAAAUAAUCAAGGAGAAGAGUCCAGUGAAAUGGUCAGAGUGUCCAUCUCCAACAGUGUCAGCACUUGCAGAAAUGUGAUUGAAGUCAAAAGCACGGGGCCAAUUCAUUUCUGUGAAAAUACUGUGACAGAAUCGAUGAUGACUGCACAAAGGAAAGAAACUACUUCACCUCAAACACACACUUACACAAUUGUGCUCAGUGUCGUUGGGAUUCUACUCAUACUGCUUGUCGUUUGUGUUCUUUGUUACCUGAAGAGAAAAAACAAGGGAUUGUGCAUGAAUCCCUACGUAACAAGUGACAGAUAUCAUUCUCCAGAGAGGCCGUGCACACUGCAACAUGCCGCCAUCUUCUCCUCCUCCUCAGUUAAUUGA
Molecule: messenger RNA, 1293 nt
Organism: Hypanus sabinus (Atlantic stingray)
Lineage: Eukaryota; Metazoa; Chordata; Chondrichthyes; Myliobatiformes; Dasyatidae
Product: polymeric immunoglobulin receptor-like
Exons: 7
Coding region: 31-1293 (420 amino acids)
Source: RefSeq, a predicted model, not a curated record